CCACCGCCGAGUUGUGCUAAUGGACGAGCCGUCAACGACAACAACUUUAAAACAGGCUUUAAAAACCCACUUCGGGUUCAGUGGCUUUAGAUCUAAAGUGCAGGAAAAUGUUAUCAAAGCGGUUGUGCGAGGUGACAAGGAUGUGUUUGUAUGCAUGCCCACUGGGGCAGGAAAGUCUCUGUGUUAUCAGCUGCCUGCUGUCCUGGCUGAAGGCAUCACUUUAGUCAUCUCCCCACUAAUUGCUCUCAUUCAGGACCAAGUGUUCCACUUGAGGUCUCUGAACAUCCCUGCUCACUCCAUCAACUCCAAGCUGGCAGUAGGGGAGCGCCGUGCGAUUCUCGCCGACUUACAGAGCAGGAGCCCAAAGCUGAAGCUACUGUACAUCACUCCAGAGAUGGUAGCUUCUCCAUCAUUCCAGCCUUACCUGACUGACUUGUGCUCCCGAGGCCUCCUGUCCUACAUGGCCGUGGACGAGGCUCACUGUGUUUCCCAGUGGGGUCACGACUUCAGACCCGAUUAUCUCAAACUGGGUGAUCUGCGUUCUCGCAUUCCGGGGGUUUCCUGCAUAGCGCUCACGGCGACAGCGCCCAAAAAUGUUCAAGAGGAUAUUAUUCAGUCGCUGAAGCUGCGUCUGCCGCUGUCUUUCACGACGCCGGUUUUCCGCUCAAAUUUGCACUAUGAUGUCAUCUUCAGCGAGAUUCUUCCCAACCCUUACAUUCAUCUCCAUGCCUUCAUACGGAAGGCACUGGCUCUUGGCAGCGGCUCCAAUGGACAGGGCUGUGGGAUUGUGUACUGUCGGACCAGGGAGGGCUGUGAAACCGUAGCCUACCAGCUUACCAAACUUGGCGUCUUAGCAAAGCCAUAUCACGCUGGUCUAAAGACAGAAGAUCGCACAGAGGCCCAGAACGACUGGAUGCAGGGCAAAGUGAUAGUUAUUGUGGCUACCAUCAGCUUUGGGAUGGGUGUAGACAAGGCCAAUGUAAGGUUUGUCGCUCAUUGGAACCUUGCAAAGUCCAUGGCCAGCUACUACCAGGAGUCCGGCCGAGCAGGCCGAGACGGACUGCCAUCCUUGUGUCGCAUUUACUACUCCCGGAAAGAUAUGGAGCAAAUUAAAUUCCUCAUCCACAAGGAGGUUGCACGUAAACAGGAAAAACGCAACUCUGUAAAAGAAUCAGACAAAGCAGCCAUCACGGACCUUGGCGCCAUGGUGUCAUUUUGCGAGCAGGAAAGUUGCCGCCAUGCCGCCAUCUCCAAGUUUUUCGGUGACAAGCCACCAAACUGCUCGGGUGCCUGCGACUGCUGCUCUAACCCCAAAGUUGUGCGAGCCCAGCUGGAGAGGUUGUCGGCCCUCAACACCGCCAUCAAAGCUCAGAGCAAAGAGUCCAGUGGCCCGUUUGGUUUCAACCUGAACGCCUACGAGGGAGGGAGUAAUGGAUAUGGCUUUGAGAGGUUUGACGAAGGUGACGGCUUUCUUGAAGAUGACUCCAAGAGGAAAAAAGAGUUCUCGGAGUUCUUCAAGAAGCAGAUGAUGCUCAGGAAGGGAUCUGCCACUCAAACGGACAACUUCAUUCCUCCAGAUGACGACUGCCCCCUCAGAGAGGCCAACAGUCAGAGGAUCCCCAGGCUCACCGUGAAGACCAGAGAGCACUGCCUGUGCCUCCUGCAGGAGGCCUUAUACGGCCACCAGGGGGCAGACGACCCGUUCAGCUCUCAUCUGUCCCUAGCUGUGGAUAUCGAACACGAGGUGUUCAAGAGCAGCAAGUCUUCCAACUUGUACAAAGCGGCGAUCUUAAAGAAGGCGGCCGAGAUGAAGAAAGCGCCCGCAGUAACGGAGGAGAAGAACUGCAGCGGGAGCGAGGAGGCGGCGUCCUCUGCGUCCUUGCCUGAGGACCUGCAAGGGUUCAAAUCUGCAUCCGAGGUCUACUCCAUGAAGCGUAAGAGAGUUGGGGCAGGCCACAGCGGCUUGUGCAACCCCCACCUGGCUGCCAAGGAUCUUCUGAAGCCCUGCAUGGCGGACAGCACGUCUGAUGAGGGGACGCCAGGUGGAAGCUCAGGUGGCGUGCGCGAGGAGCUAGUAAGAAAAUGGAAAGAUAAGGUCGUGCCUCUAACAUCAUCCAGCCCAGCCACAGCAACACCAUCCUCCCUCUCCGCCUCGAGUAGCCCAAUGAAGCGAGGCAGAGCUCUCAGCAAGAAGCAGCAAAAGCUGGCAGAAGCGGCAAAAAGCUCCCGCAGCAUCUCACAAUAUUUUGAGAAGACUCAAGCCACGAUGGAGCCGGACAACCAAACUGCUGCCAUGAGUCCGGAGAAAGAGGAGGAGAUAAACCAGGAGCCUGAAGAUGGCGCUGUGGAGCCAGUCACCCUGGAUGGGAAGCAAGCAGAAACCAAACCAGAAGUCAUUGUGAUCGAUGAUGGCGGUGAUGAUGACGCGGUUGAAGAGACUUCAGAAGUGAAUAAUCUGCAGUCCAUCACAGAACAGGAAACAACCGAGGAAGACCACGCUGCAUCUGCGACACAAGAGGCGGGCGUUUCGGAAGGCAAAAAAGAGCAGCCUCCUCCGGCGAAGCGAGGCCGUCCGUAUGGGCGAGAGGAGAGUCGCCGGAAAGUAACCUUUGACCCCACCGUGCAGCAGAGAGUAUUGCAGGAUCCGACGCCGACCGUGACGCUGAAAGAGGCCGCUGACGUGGUGGUCCGCUAUCUGGAUCCGUUUUACACUCGGGGGAAAUUUGCUAACAAGGACCUGUUCAAGUCCUUCGCUCGCUUUUUGUCUCACCUUCUCACCGAGGGAGGGAGCCUGGGAAAGGGUCAAGUCAAAGCGGAGGCCAAGACGCUGAUUAAGCAGUUCUUCCAGAAGGUGAAACGCUGCGAGAGGGAGGCCGACUGGAAGCACCUUAAAAGACCGGGUUACUGUAAAACCGCACCCAAUCAGGAAUGAUGGGAGAGGAAAUGAAUAUUUUAGGGCUUCCUCUUUAUUAGUGCCUAUCUUAUUCCUGUGAGCUCAGGUUUCAGCACACGCGCUCGCUGAUGCAGCCUGGCGUACGCUAGCAAUACGGGCGCACUCACAUUAGGACGUUGACACCGAGCUGGACCAGGGCGCCGCAUCUCUGACUUCCUGUCAUUCUCACCGUUUCUGUCGUGCAAGCGUUGGCGUGGGAUUGGACUUUUGGAUUAUUUGGAGUCUGUAUUUCAUUUCUAGUAGCAAAUGUGCUGGUUAUCAUUGAGAACGAUGCUGAAGUUGACGUGCUGGCUGUGGGUGUAAAGUGGGCUCAAGCACGGUCGGCCUGGUGUGAGUACGCCCUAAAACUCUACAAUGUAGUUUUGCUUUUAGCUUUCCCAUCCAACUCAGUGAUCAGUUUAAGUUUGCACUUGAUGAACGCAGUAAAUAUGAAAGACGCAGUAACGUGAAUAACGUUUUUCAUAUUGUAUUGUUUAUAUUUAGUGUUCUAAUAGUGUCUUUUUAUUGCUGCUAUAUUUCACUUUGACUGACUUCAACACAGAUACAAUUCAUUUGAUACUUUGGUAGUAUUUUGUGUUAGAGGCAUAAAAGGCCUGUGGAUGAAAGCCAAAUAUGGAACCUUUUUCCCCCCGAAGUCGUCAAUAUUUGGAAUAAAGAAUGCACACAAACGGAACAAACCCAGCCCGGUUAGGCGUGUGAUGUGAUUAGUGUUGAUUAAUAACGUCCUCGGUGUGUUUGUGUUUGGGGUGAUGGUGGUGCUGCCUAGCUAGCGGUGACGUCACCUCCAGUUGUGCUGCCUUCACGGGCUGCUCGUCAUAUUCCAAUUUAGCUUUAAUUUAUUUUGAGGUACACGGAAUGGAGUCAUCAAAUAUCCAAAUAUUUCUCAAUAACAUGAUUAGUGAAGAAUUACGAUCAAAACGAGACGUAUGUGUACAUAUGAA
Messenger RNA from Doryrhamphus excisus (bluestripe pipefish), 3894 nucleotides. It is a transcript of the gene recql5, whose product is annotated as RecQ helicase-like 5. Gene Ontology annotation, molecular function: ATP binding; nucleic acid binding; 3'-5' DNA helicase activity. Lineage: Eukaryota; Metazoa; Chordata; Actinopteri; Syngnathiformes; Syngnathidae. The record is from RefSeq and is a predicted model, not a curated record. Gene Ontology annotation, cellular component: nucleus; cytoplasm; chromosome. Gene Ontology annotation, biological process: regulation of DNA-templated transcription; double-strand break repair via homologous recombination.